UCGCCUACCGAGCAUUCGAUCACGCCCAUGUCUUUAUUGGGCCUUGCUGGCUACGAUACCGACGGAAGCGACGGAGAUGAAGGUACCAACAACAACCAGCGCCGAUCCCCCGAAGGCGAAAACAGCUCGGGGGCCCAAGUGGCAGCGGCAGGAGCCAGCGGCAUCAGCAAUGCCAACAACGCGCUGGAGGAGAACUCGGACAGCCGACUAGGAGAGUUGGUGGACGAGGAGGAAGGGACCAAUCGAGAACUUCGGGCUGGGAUUUUGAGAGCGUCGUCCUUCGAUGCUCCGGCUCCGCCGUCGAAAGAGUCGAGGCAGUUCUUCAUGCCCCUGCCCUCUCCUCUAGUCAAGCUAGACAACGCAUCUCCCAGCGCGAGCUCCCCCUUCACAACCUACGAACCACCAGACGGCGCGACGGGAGGAGCUGGGGAAGAGGGGGGGGGUGAAGAUGUAGCAGACGACGGAGCGAAAGACGAGGGGGACGGCGAUAUCAUCAAGCCCGAAUACCGAGAUAUGCUGCCUCCCGAGGCAACAGGUCAGGCCAACCCCGAGCUCAGGGCCAAGCUUCAGAAGUUCUUGAACCGGAUGCAGGGGGACUUCACCAAGGUGAUCAAGGGCAAGAAGGACUACGGGAACCCGGCCGUUCUUGCGCAGAUCUGCCGCUACUGUUCUGUCGACGAUAAGGGGACCAACUACCCCGCAGACCGCAUGGUGCACCCGUCCGUGUACGACACCAAGGACUUCCAUGAUGCGCUCAUGAUGCAAGAGCAGCGGAGAGCGAAACGCCCCAAGCCCGACGAAGCAAAGGCUAACACCCCUCAUCUAAACAAGGUGGCACAAGGUGCGACGGUGGCGGCAGCGGCAGCGGCGGCACCACCGCUGCGACCAGCGGCUGCAACGGGGGCCCGAGGCUCGGUUGAUGCGGCUGUUCCUGCCGCCUCGGGUAGCACUCGAAAGCGGGGGAGCAAGUGGGGGGUGGCCGGUAGCAGCUUGCCGUUCGCCGGGCAGCAGAUGCAAAUGCAAGCAGCAGCGCCAGUGCCAACGCCCCAUAUGCAAGGUUCGGCAGCAGCUUCAACUCUUCCUCUGGCAGGGUCGGGGAUGGCACGAACGGGAUCGGUGGGGGCCGGUACGACGGCGCCAGUGUCAAAGGGGAGGGUCGGAUUUUCGGCGGACCCGGGGGCGACCGCCGCGCGAGCUGGGCAGGCCGCCUUGCUCCUCAACGCGCAGGUGCAGGCUGCGCAGGCGGAGAAGGAGGCGCAACAUCGUGCGGAGGCGAUCGCGAGGGUUCAAGUGAGUCAGAGGUUGGAUACUUGCCGCGCGAGUGAGUGA
This is a messenger RNA of Ectocarpus sp. CCAP 1310/34, 1329 nucleotides long. NCBI's taxonomy places the organism in Eukaryota, Phaeophyceae, Ectocarpales, Ectocarpaceae. The record is from the annotation of a GenBank genome assembly.